AACUCACACGAGGAACAUGUUCUCUGCUCAUACGAUCCGUACCAAACAGAAUGUCUCUCAUCAUUUAGCGCCUCUUUAUUCUUUUUAUUCCCUCUCGCACGAUAAAUAGGACCAGUCGCUGCUUUCACAAUGGCUCCAAGCCCGCCUGGAAGUAGUGUGGUCGUACCCAUUAACGGCUAUAGCGAUGGUGAUGCUACACACCGGCCAAAAGUGCCUCCAUUCAAUAUUAUUCAAGCGACAAUAUAUCUGGAAAAACUUGCGAAGCAAUGGAUGGAAGAUCGCGGAGAAGCUCGACCAGGGGAGAAAUACAAGUUGGACCGUCUUCCCGCUGGUUACGUGCUGGCUGAGAGACCAAGACCAAGCGGGCCGAGACUGACCGACAAGUACCUUUUUGGGCAUCCGAGCAACAAAUACUUUGAUUCUCCGAACAGGUUCUAUCCCCAUUUCAAAUAUUUGAUGGACUACAAGCCAGGAGCUGCCACUUGCAAAUGUUCCCUGUGCAACACAGCACCCCGAAGCACAGUGCCGACAGGCCGAAGAACAACAACAAAUGGCAAGUCGAAAGAGAUGCCCAAGACCGAAGGCAUUCCUGACGUAUAUGCUGCGCUUCUUGAAAAGCUCGAAGACAAAGGUUCCAUUGACGAGGACAUUAUUGAAGACGAAAGCAUGGACUGGAGGGCGGAGCGCAGGAUUCUUCCAAAUUUAAUAAAAGCAGUCACAAGCCAGCAUUCUUUCAUUCCCCGGCAGGCUGAACUGGUGCUCUUCGUUGGUCAUCUGGAAGGCGAGAUACGCAUGGAUCCGUCAACCAGUCACUACAAAGUAUUUGACACAGAAGAGGAGGUGUUCAAGGGUUAUCCGGGAUGGAUGGCAGGAACGGUGGCUCAGGUCCCCGAAGAAGCCAUUGUGCCUGAAGAUCUCAUUCGGGAGACGAAGAAGAAAUUUGCUGUCAACCGAUCCGGAUUCCGAGUUGAAUGCUUCCCUAACCCUAACGGCAAGCAAAAGGGGUACUCGAAACAAUAUCGCUACAUCCCUCUACAUCAUAUCCGACCGUUCAACUUCUGGCAAGAACUUCUUGUUGGCACUCCAGAAGACGACUGGCACCCCACCAUCAAGAAUGCUUUGACUGUCAUGGCAUCUUCCUCGUUGAUUGAAAAAUACCAUAUGAGGGGGGUAUGGCCGAAUGCGACACUCUUCUGCAAAGGGCUUUUUCUGGGUCCCGAAGCCAUCUAUGUCGAUGAUGUCGUGAGACUCCUUCCACAAGGAGGAUGGUCGAACAUAUCAGAUGCUCUUAGAAUCUCCUCAAUCCAGUUCAACUUUACGAAUCUCGACCAUAAGUCAGGCGGUGUCGAUUACAGAACUACUCUUCGCAUUGUCGGAAAGGCAUAUACAGUGGAUCCAAGACGUGCAUUUGACCCGACACCGGUUACUAAUCUUCCAGCUUGUAUGGAGGGCUUCACGUGGUAUGGUCUCCACCGUCCAGAUAAGUUCUGGGAAGUACCAUAUACGCAAAUACUCGGUCGAUUCUACCACAUUGAAGCAAUGAAGGCAUGGUUCUCUCGAAAGACUAUCAAUAUUGACCUUCCUGGUGUUCGGCAAGGUCGUUUAUUUUCCCGUCUCAAUGACUCGCGUAUUCCGGAGGGGAGGGCAUGGCUUUGGACCAACUCCAGGGUAGAGACGCUCGACCUGGAAACAUUGAAUGGUCUAGAGGUCGGCUCCUACGACAGUUCCCGUGAUCCUGUUGCCUGGCGACAGGCAAUACGGGUCCUCAAAGGUGUCGCAGGCAAAUCGGAGCAGGCAGCCGCCAUUAAAGCCACGGAAGCCCCACGAGCUUCUCUCGCCUUUCCCGCCGUUAAUAGCGAACUGGUCAAAGUUGCGCAGCAAGAGUCUGAUGAAGAAAAUGGCACUGAAAGCGGUAAUGAAACCUCUCCUACGGCUAUCGAGGCCGAAGACCCCGCCGCAGAACAACUAGUCCAUGAACUCGCUGCAGGUUCCAGAUCCGUUCGGCAAGACAGGGACGACGCAUCGUCAUCGUCCGGGGAUGAUGGUCCGUGGGGUCGCUCGGCGAAGAAACGUCGCAGAUCAACCAUGGGAGCAGGAGAAGUCAAGGUUAUUCUUUGAUCACAUCCUGCUUUAACCGCGGCCAUCUCGUCUUUCCGCUGUAUGCACUAACAUCGUUGUUACUCUGCUUUUAUUCUGUUCUGAAUCGAAUGUGUUUUAUGAAGAUACCUAUUUGCUUUAUGCUUUUGUCUGCUAGUCACAUGCUGCAUGCUCGCUUUUCUUUCCAGUAUUUCCAAAGUCAUGGCAUAUCAAGCUUUAAAAUUACUUGGCGUUCGUUUUUGGGAGAGCGGUACAGGACACUAGAUUUUGGGAGCUUUGUUGCAUUACCACGAUCAGCUAUUCGAGCUAUCCCGGCCGUUACAAAUUAUUUAUUCCCAUAUCGUCUCUCAUUCGUUAAUCGUUGAAUCGCAGUUCUUAAAAUAGCCUCAGAUGGCUGUAUCUCGAAUGCCAC
This is a messenger RNA of Xylona heveae TC161, 2509 nucleotides long. RefSeq lists its product as hypothetical. The record is from RefSeq and is a predicted model, not a curated record. The transcript has 4 exons. Gene Ontology annotation, biological process: silent mating-type cassette heterochromatin formation. Bases 130 to 2118 code for a protein of 662 amino acids. Gene Ontology annotation, cellular component: rDNA heterochromatin; SHREC complex. Lineage: Eukaryota; Fungi; Ascomycota; Xylonomycetes; Xylonales; Xylonaceae.